Messenger RNA from Scleropages formosus (Asian bonytongue), 1586 nucleotides. RefSeq names its product CCAAT enhancer binding protein delta (gene cebpd). The record is from RefSeq and is a predicted model, not a curated record. Lineage: Eukaryota; Metazoa; Chordata; Actinopteri; Osteoglossiformes; Osteoglossidae. Bases 350 to 1210 code for a protein of 286 amino acids. Gene Ontology annotation, biological process: DNA-templated transcription; regulation of cell differentiation; regulation of transcription by RNA polymerase II. Gene Ontology annotation, molecular function: RNA polymerase II cis-regulatory region sequence-specific DNA binding; DNA-binding transcription factor activity, RNA polymerase II-specific. The transcript has a single exon.
GUCAGACUUGCCAACGUUGUUUUUGACAGUUCGUUGGGCUUCAACUGAGUUUAAGUUGCGACACAGAUUCGUAUUUUGGGAUAUAUGUAUACUUUAACUGCCCAUUAGUAGCAAGUCCUUCGGCGUUUAAGCGCACCAAAAAAGGAAAAAAAAAAAACUUUUUGGAACUUCCGAGCAGGUGUCUCGCGAACCGCUCUGCCCUGUUCUGUCACAGACUGCCCGAGGGGCCGAGCACGGGGACGGGAGAGCGCGCGCGCGCACUUGUCGAGAAGCGACUCGCAUACUUGUUGCAGACGUCGAAACAGGUCCGCGAUAGUAUUUCCGUGAAGGCGCAGAAGAAUCUACAUUAAUGAGUGUCUAUAACCUGGACUCGGAGUGCGUCUCGCCACCAUGCAACAUGACCUGGGCGAUGGAGCCUGCCAACUUUUAUGACAGCAAACUGAGCACGUUGCAGGGCUCCUGCAAGCCCGGGCGCUGCGCGCCCGCGGGGGAGGACGGCAAUCUGGCGGAGCUCAGCAACGCCCCCGCCAUGUACGAGGACGAGAGCGCCAUCGACUUCACCUCCUACAUCGACUCCAUGUCGUCCGUCCCCAACCUGGAGCUGUGCAACGACGAGUUCUUCGACGACCUUUUCAACAACAGCGUGAAGCAGGAGAAGGUGGACAUGGGCAGCCUGCCGGACAGUGCACGCAUCUCGGCCGGCGCGAGCGCCGUGGGCGAGGGCGCGCACAAAGAGCUUCCGAGGAAGCCGGAGGACAGCUUCGGCAGGGCCGUGUUCGGCGCGCCGAUCAAGCAGGAGUCCGACUGGAGCGACAGCGACGUCUCCUCGUCCCUGCCUUCGCAGAUCGAGACUUGCGCGCAGACCACGGUCACCAUCCACACGGGUCAGCCCACGCCGCCGGCCACGCCGGAGCCGUCCACCGGGCACCCGGGCGUCCCCAGGAAGGGCGCCAAGGAGAAGGGCAAAAAGACUGUGGACCGCCACAGCCCCGAGUACCGGCAGCGGCGGGAGAGGAAUAACAUCGCGGUGAGGAAGAGCCGAGACAAAGCGAAGCAGCGCAAUCUGGAGAUGCAGCAGAAGAUGAUCGAACUGAGCGCGGAGAACGAGCGGCUGCACAAGACCAUCGAGCAGCUUACGCGCGAGCUCACGAGCCUGAGGAACUUCUUCAAACACGUGCCGCCGAGCGCCGCGGGGGUCGAGUGCCGGUGACGGGCGGACCUGCGGACGCUCUCGGACUUCUUCUAUAUACCUCAUCUCAGCGUCGUGCGGCAGACGCGCUGCACAGGAGCGGACAGUGCUCAGUUUGUGCCGGCACUGAGGACGUGUACCGAUCCAUCUCUCCGAUGUCAGUACUGAUGCUUAGUGGCAUAGCCGCCAUAAAUCACUCUCUCGGGCAAAGUUUUCUAUAUUAAAUUAUUUUACGAGUUCAGUUAAAAAUGUAGUCAUUCUAGUUACGGUACUUAUUUUACAAUUACAAUACUUUGUAUUUUUGUCAGGAAAAACUGAGCAUGUUUUUUUAUAAGUAUAAUGUGUAUAUAAUGUUGAAGUUUUGUAAAAAUCUAUAAUAAAAGUACUGGAAAGAGGC